Molecule: messenger RNA, 8571 nt
Organism: Procambarus clarkii (red swamp crayfish)
Lineage: Eukaryota; Metazoa; Arthropoda; Malacostraca; Decapoda; Cambaridae
Product: beta-1,4-mannosyl-glycoprotein 4-beta-N-acetylglucosaminyltransferase
Biological process (GO): N-acetylglucosamine metabolic process; protein N-linked glycosylation
Cellular component (GO): membrane
Molecular function (GO): beta-1,4-mannosylglycoprotein 4-beta-N-acetylglucosaminyltransferase activity
Source: RefSeq, a predicted model, not a curated record
ACAGACUGUGUCGGUCACCAUGUCACUCCCGGCCCCCACCCUUCCCCUCUCCUGAUUUUUAUUUUUAAGUCACAAAACGUAAACAUUUAACCGGGAAAAAUAAUAAGCAAAGGUACAGCAGGAUGGUGCGGCUCAGAGUCAGAUGCCGUUGUGUUACCCUAGCAAUUUUAGUCUCACAGAUUUUUGUGGGAAUUUGGUUCUUCUCACGUCACCUUGAUCCAUCGAAGGAGUUCCUCAGGCGCUUGUUGAAUGAAGGUGGGCAGAGCAUUUUGCACUUAACAGAUCAACAGAUGUCCAAUUAUUAUUAUCUCUUUGGUAAAGACAUAUGUGUAAAAGCAGGGACACUGGCAGAAAAGAGCUCUGAAGGUAAUUGUGUGUGUAAAACUGGUUGGUCAGGGCGAAGGUGUGGGCUUCCUGGAAUAAUACAGAGAACUGAGUGGAUGCAAAAUCCAGAGCUCUCAAAAAACUUACAGCUGAAAAAGAGAGUGCGGCGAGUAAUUUUGGUGACAUCAUUUUCUUAUGAAUUUGAUAUUUUUGAGAUAAAUGUAAAAGAGCUUCAUGAGCUUGUAGAUGUGUUUGUUAUUGGAGAAGCUAACUGCACAUUGUGUUAUACAAAGAAUUCUCUCUCUCUCUUUAAUAAACUAAAAGAUGGCUGGCUUAAAGAUUUUCAAAGCAAGAUUAUAUAUGUACCUGUCCAUGAUAAAGAUUUAAAAAAUGGUUCCUUUAUGCAAAAUCUUGUUCAUUCUGGUCUACGGUUAGUGAGCGAUGUCCGCCCAGAUGACCUGCUCAUUCUGACCUCUGGUGAAGAGAUCCUUAAUCGUGAUAUAGUUGGCUUUUUAAAACUUUUCCAAGGAUAUCCAUUGCCAGUUAUGUGUCAGUAUAGGAAUUAUCUUUAUGGGUUUUACUGGCAAUGGAUAGUAGGUGACUCGAAUAUUACAAGACCACAAACUUGUGCAGUAUCUUUCCAGUUCUUAGCCAAUGCCUUUGAAUAUCAGGUGCCUCGGCUACGAACAGGAAAAAUUCUAGAAGAAGAUCUGAAUUUUUUUACCACCAAUGAACAACCAGUUGCUGAAUGGACAAUUUCAAAAGCUGGAUGGAGAUGUCAUUUAUGUCUUUCUGUUCAAAAUAUUUUCAAUAAAUUCAUGGACUACCCACAAAACCUUCGGCCUAAAUGGUUCACAGAGUCUUCUUCCAACAUGCUGCCUUUUAUUCAGCGUCUAAUAAAGUUUGGGCAAGAUGAAAAUCUUGAUCCUGUAGGACAAGCUGAGCUUCCACGGAAAGAAAACUUACCUUCAUACUUGUGGAGCAACAAAGAAAACUUUGUACAAUUGGUAAAAAACCCAUAUGAGACAUUGUCCAUCCAUAAUGUUGUUUAGUGCCUUGCCUUUCAUACUUCGUGCCAAAUGAGUCUGAAAGGAGAGAGCUUGUUUUGUGUAAUGCACUGAUACCUGAUGAUGUAUUCCUACGUGGCUUCUGAUAUUGCCCAAUGUAACUUUUCUAGCAAAAUAUACUUUUAUAUACUCUAUAGGUUAAUUGUACAUAAGGCAUAAAAUUAUGAUUUUUGAGAUAGACUGUACAUAAAUUUAUCUUGUUUUGCUGUAGCGAAACUUUUUAAUUAAUUUGAGACGAAUAUAAACACGGCAUAAACUGUUGAUAAUCACUUAAACUAUAAAUACAUGUACAGUAAACUUUCUUGUUAUUGCACCAAGUGUGUUGUUACAGGGUGUAUAUAUUUUCAUAAAAGGUAUAUUAAAUAAUUAAAUAUUUUAGUGCAUUUACAUGGCUAAACACAGGAAUUGUUAGCUUAGGAUAUGCAGUCUAUUUCUGAAUGAGUUUUGAUUUUUGUAACCUCAAGGCUCUUGAUAAACUAAAACUGAUCAAUUCUUUGUACAGUCUAUUGAUUUAGAUCUUUCUGGGUUGAAUGUUGGUAAGCUUCACCUGUUCUGUCAAGAGUUCUGUUUAAUUGCAGAUCAUUAGUCAACUCUUUUGUAAUAGCUGCAGUCACUCCACAAAAGAGGAGAGAAGUAGGUAAAUGACAGUUAUAUUUAGUAUUAUAAAGAAUAUAUUUGGUGAUACUGUACUCACCUAGUUGUGCUUGCGGGGGAUGAGCUCUGGCUCUUUGGUUCCUCCUCUCAAUUGUCAGUCAACUGGUGUACAGAUUCCUGAGCCUACUGGGCUCUAUCAUAUCUACAUCUGAAACUGUGUAUGGAGUCAGCCUCCACCACAUUACUGCCUAAUGCAUUCCAUCUGUUAACUACUCUGUAUGGCUAUGCUCAUUACUGUUUCCUGUGUAACUAAACUGCUUCCUAAAGUUAAUCCAGAAUCUGCAUAGAAGAAUUUUAUGGUGACAGUGAAAAUAAUAACCAUUUUGAGAUUUAAUAUCAUGAGCAUUUAUACAUUAGCUCCUACACUACACACCUGUUGUGUAAGACUUCUCUUGAGCACAUAAAAGAAAUUGUUCUGAUUUUUUUUUUGUUAAUUUGACAUUGUUAAUUAUCAUCAAGAAGCCACAAAAAUCCAAGUAAAAAGUCUCUUAUCUCUUGUGGUUUAGCUGCAGUUGCCUGGAGAAGUUGCUUUUUUUUCCAGUAAAAAUAAGGUGAGGUGCCGCUCAGGAAUAACUUUGUCAGUUUAUUUUCAUUCUUUCUCACUUUAUUAAUUUACUUUUUCAUUCUAACAAGAUAUAUGGAUCUGUCAGUAGUGGUGUUCAUUAUGUAUAACUUUAAAAUAUACAUAUGAACAUAUAUAUGUAUAUAAAUAUAUGCGCACCAUGUAUUUAUUCAUACUAAUUUACAUACACCGUAUUUGCCGGCAUAAAAGGCACACCUCCGCAUAGAACACCCCCUAAUUUACAAGGAUAUUUUGUGGAAAAAAAACAUUCUAGUACAUUUCAUCAUACAUUUAUUGAAAGAUAUUUUAAAGUGGAUUUUGUACCCCAACUCUUUCCUCCUUUAAGAUCAGCUGUAUAGUUUUUUAUAUUUUGGGCAAAAGAAUUGCUAUACAGGAUGUGAAACUUGUAUUUCUGGAUGUGAUGUUUUGUGUCGCCGCAUCAGGCCAACAGGGCGGCACACCCGGUGGUGGCGCACCAUCACAGCGCUCUGGUUUUGUUGUUAUUCAAGCAUUGCAAUUGACUGACAGGCGGAUGAAAGUUUAACAUUCCUUUCAAAUUUCUAGGAGUAUUUUUCAUUUAGAUAAUGAAUAAAUGUAUCUUAGAAAUAAUCGUAUCGUUAAAUAAUGUAUGGCAUAUAUCAGGUGUGGCUUAUGUAUACUGGGUAAGGUGGUGAGAUGAUAUGAGCUUCCUUCAUAACUGCCGACGUAUCGUAAGCAAUUUUUCGAAAGUUUGUGAUAACAGACUGUGAUGACUCGGCUUGUUUUCAAUAUUUUUUUUAUUAGUAACACAAUUUACUGUAAUAGUUUGGCUUGUUUUCAAUAUUUUAUUAUUAGCAAUGAUUUUUGUGCCUAGCGAACUAACCCAGUACGCUUGUCUGGCUCCCUAGCUUCAAGUGCUUGGUUUCACAGCCAUAAUACGGCUGCAUUAGACGCAGGGCAAUUUUUUUUAUACGUUUAAAAUUAAAAAAAAAGUAUGCCUUAUGCACCAGCAAAUACAUCAUAUACUGUAUUUGUAUUUAUAAACCAGAAUCUUAUAUUGGCACAUCACACACAGUUUGCCUGUAAGUGAGUAGUAGUAGGCAUCCUGCAGUCUCGGGAGACUAUGAAGUUGCGCUCGGGUUGUCGAAGCUGAAGUGUCCUCUCCAGGGUGCAAAGCCAGGGUAGGUCGAUAUGGAGGAGAAGCUGUUACCCAUGCAGCAGGUCCCCCCUCUCUCUACGAUGCUGAAAUUGUCCAGUGGAAAGGUAUUGCUGCCCAGCACAUUCAGACACUGGAUGGUGAUGUGUCAGACAUGGUCCUUAUCUUUCUACUAAGGCCUUAGAAGGAUAGCGAGGGACUCAGGAUUUUUUUUUUAGGAUUGGGGAUGGUUACUGGAGGUGCGAGGAAGCAAAUGUCAGCUUAAUGUAUGCAUUAGAAUUUUACAUUUUAUGAUAGGCUUAAAACAACCCUAGUUGUUGUGUGCACAAUCAAUGAAACAACUCUGGUUGCGAGGCACAGUUGCAGGGUUAAUGUUAUAUCAGUGUGAUAGAGGGAUGCCCAAAGAAUUUGAUUUGAGGUAUAGAUAAUGAGGUUGCACUUAGCUGAACUUCAUUCAGCAACUAAACACUUGCUAAGAGAUUAUGCUAAUGCACUUUGCUGUACAAGAUGUCCUUGAUAUAUGAACACCUGUUAUUCAAACACUCGUUCAUCCAAACAUCCCCUCAAGUUUCCCAUCAUGUAUCAAAUCACUAGCCAAACCCGCUGGUGCAUUCCCAGUACAGUAUUACUAGUAAUGCACUAAAAUAUCCACGCGGUAACUACAUAAAGUACUGUACAAAAACAUCUGAAUGGCCCACAAGGAAAGGUGGAGUAUGGUUAAAUCACGCACAAGCUUAUUUUCAAAUUGUCAACACUGUAUAUAUAAUUUGGUUAGGAUGUAUUAGCUUAGAAUAUGCUGUGUUAGGUUCAGUUGGGUUAAAUUUGGUUUUCUUGGGUAAGAUCAGGUUAGGGAAUUUUCAAAAUGUGUUGACAAACCAUCGUGUAUACUUUGUGACUUUCAUCUGUAUUAGACCCAUACUGCCUCAGUCAACAGUUUUCUUGUACCAAGACUUGGCAGUGCUGUGCUUUCUUUGGACUUUACUAAGGAAAAUACCAUUAACAAAGGCUGAUAUGAAGAGGAAGAGUGUUGAUGAUGCACAAGUGCCAAGAAAAACACGACCCGUUACCCUAGAGAUGAAGCAAAACAUUAUUAAAUGUCCUGAGAGGGAUGAAAAAACAACACACUGUAAAUGUUUACGGCAUGAAUUGCUCAACAAUUGGGACCAUCUUAAAAGACAAAACACAAAUUUUAAAGCAUGUAAAGGGUUCUGCACCACUGAAACCAACAACAUUAAGAAAAAGAUCACAUUUAAUUUGUGAUAUUGAAAAGUUGUUAAAAUUGUGGAUUGAGGACUGGAAUUGUUACUGAAACCCAAUCAGCCUGAUGCCCGUACAGGAGAAAGCAAGAAGUCUUUUUGAUGAUUUAUAGAAGAAAUUAGGUGAAACUGUAAGUGAUGAGACAUUUGUGGCCAGUUAUGGGUGGUUUAAUAGAUAUAAGGGUAGGACAGAUUUACACAACGCAAGAGUGAGUGGCAAGGCCACCAACCCAUUACCUAGAUAAAAUGUAGCCAUUGACACUGAAAAUGACAUACCACCCUCUUCAGGUGAUGCAUCGCCACUCGAUGCAACCGAUGCAUUACCAUCUUUUGCGAUCUUCUCCAGCAACUAGAUAUCUUCACUCUUCAAAAACAGCCAACGUUGACAAGUAGGAUAACUUCAUCAUUCAAGGUAAAUAAAAUCAACCUAUGGAGAAUCUCGCUUUGCAUUUUGAACAAAUGUCUUAUGAACACAUUCUUAGAAUGUAACUCAUUUGUUCUAAGGGAACUGCCCGUAUUACAGGCAAAACACAUGGCUUUGGUUCCACACAGGGCUUUACAUAUCACCUAUCCCACCCCUCCACCCCCUCCCCCACUCUAAAAUAACAGUUUCAUUCAUGCUGGGAAAAAUUAAAUUCCAAUCACAGGAAAACUGUUUUAAUGAAACAGCAGAUGUUCCACUAUAGCAUUGUCAGCAACUAUGUGUUCUGUUCAACCAAUAAGUGGAUCAUUAGAACAGUCAAAGAAGUUUUGAUAUGUACAUACUGUAUAUGUUCUCUCUAACAGGAUUAUAGUUGCUGCAAAUUCUGCCGCAAAAUUUGAUACCGCUCCAUUUUGUCUUUUAUGAUUCUAUAUUCAUUGCAACUGCAUCUCAAGCAAAGGUACAUUUUGGAGGGGGAUGGCAAGGGGCAGUGUGGUGGUCACACUACACAAAAUUUCAUCAUAUGUCCUGUCGGUGUUCUUGUAACUUGGAUUUGUUAAAAAUUCAAUCCCUCUUGUCAACUUUUACUCCUCAAUAUGACUGGAUCUUAUCAAACAUCCUCCCCAGGUCACAGUAGGGAAAGGAGACACUAAAUAAUACUCUGUUUAGCCUUGAAUGACCUCCAGAAAGCUCAUUUAUCUAUACUCAUUACCCCUCCCCCAAAUGGUAAAUGGCUUUACAAGAGUAUCACUCUACAGACUGCUAAUUGGCUUACUUGGUUAUUACCCCAGACCACCUACAGUUAUCAGUUCAUGCCUGAUUUUUUAUUUUCUUCCAUUUGUAUGAAACUCCAAUGUACCCUCAGAUACUUGAGACUUCUGCCUCACCAUUUCCAUCCUCCUAGUCAAAGAUGGUGUGAAGGAUGAUAUUACUUGGCAUGAUAUUUUACACCAAUUAAUGCUUCAUGAGAUGCAUGCCAUCUUAAGAAGCUGUAAAGGACCUCAAUUCCAUUUCAAUAUUUCCCAGAUCUGGGUAGGCAGGAUAACAAAUUUCAUUGGAUCAUGGGGACGGGGAUAAUCGAGCUUUAAUAGAAGGCACCAUUGUACACUGGAUAAGGAACAGAGAAUCAGAAGAUGAGUUUCAAGGUGCCCAGAGAUAAUAGCACAAAGUUUCCACUGGACACAAAUGACGAUAGAUAGUCAAACAAAUCGAGCUACAUUCUGGAAAGAUGAGGUCUCAUCUUUCUGCAAUUGGAAGUGAAUGUAUCUGCUUUCCCCGCUCUCUCUCUGGCUGUCUUGGACAUUCUUUCGCUUCUGCCCAGCUCAUGCUCUGGAACCUUCUUGGUAGUUGUUCUGGAUCUUUGCAUUUUUGUUUUUCAGGCUCUCUGGGUUUUUCCUUGGAUUGAGGAUUCUGUUUUCAAGGCUGUAUUUCUCUUGGCUCUAGCUUUGUUUAGUGAACUUCACACUCGUGGCAGAUGCAUGGAUUUUGUUUCUUUGAUUGUAGUAAUAGUUUGUUCAUCUUCAAUCUUUGCCUUCAUUUUUGUAUAAGAAUGUGAUGUGUGCAAUUUGGAGGGGUCUUUUAGUUAUUGAGGCUAGGUUUCUCCAGCAAGGGGUACAACAUAAUUACCAUUACAGUAUUUGAAUCAGUUAUGUUUUUAAGGUAAUGAUCUCUCACAAAUCCUUUUAUGAAUCUCUGAUUACAAAAAAUUUAUUUUAUUUCUUGGAAACUUAGCAGUAGAGCCUAAAAUCAACGCAUAAGAAUUAUUAUGCAGUAGAGCAUUGAACAUUUUGAAUGCUUGAGGCGAAGUGAGUUCUGGAUGUGUGAAUUUUGUGUACAGUAUUUUAAAUACUUUUGUUGUGUUUCUUUUUCAAUUACAUUUUUUGUGGAAUAUUUAACAUGUUUCAUAUUUAAAAUAGUAUUUAUACACGAAAAAGUUUUAGGAAUUUGAAAACUGUGAUCUGUCAAAAUUAUGCGGAUCUAACAGGUAACUGAACAUUUAGUACAUGUAAAAAUCAAAUUCCACUGGUGUACCCAUGGGACUUGAUAUUGGAAUGAACUGGUUAAAAUAUGUUCAGAUGAGACAAAAAGUUCCAUAAUUGUUACUAUUUUUGUUGAGGUUUAUUGAUUGUUAAGAGUCUGUUGUCCUCUUAAUUCAAAUAUUUAUUUGAUUAUGAAGAGCCAUUGAAGUGCUUUAACAAAAUAAUUUUUAUUGAAGCUUCUUAAAUUUUAAUUUGAAAAGAUUUACAAUGCAGAAUGACCUGUCAUAUAAUGUUCUUAGCUUUUAGUAUUGAAUAUAUAUAAUCUUUAGCAAUAUUUCACGGUAGGGUAACUUUAGUAAGGAGCCCCGCUCUCCCCUCCAAAAAAUAUAUGUACUGUAUAUAAAUCUCGUGGAAAUGCCUGUAUGUUUGUUACAGUUCUGGUUGUCUGUGCAAGCAGUCAUACUUUACUGGUAAUACUAAUAAAAAAAUAGUGUUUAAUAAACAUAUCUGGAACUAGUAAAAAAUGCAUCCUAGGGUGCUUAAUUUGAGCUUUAUCUAUAUUUGUAAUUUUAAAGUGAUUACUCUAUUGUCUUCCAAAAAAUCCUGCUUGUUCUUAGAUGUACAUUAGAUGUCUGGUGUUAUGGAAUCAGGAUUUUAGAAUAGGAAGGAAAUAAUAUAGGUAAUGGGGAAGCCUUAAUUGAUUAUGCAAAAGUGAAAGUAAAGAAAAACAAAGUUCUCACCAUUAUGUUGUUAUUACUUGAAUAUAUGAGUGGCAAUACAAUGUUUCUCCCAAAUCUGUGUUAUGGCAAAUGCCAGACUGGCAAUACAGUACUAGAUUCUCUAUAUCUAUGUUGCAGCAGAUAUUGCUAGGAAUACUGUACAAUGCUGUAUUGACUACAUCUGUUAUGGUGUCAGUAUUUACAUGCUGUUCAUCUUAUGUAAACAAGUGUUUGAUAUGUAUAGUGUGCCUUUGAUAGGUCGUAGAAAUAUGAAGCUGUUACAGUAUUUGUAGUUUGAUAAUAUCACUUUUGAGGAGACAUUCUGUAGUUCUAAUAUUUAUACUCUUACAUCUUGCCAAUUACAAAAUACCUACCAUGCACACUCAUUAUUUUAAUAUGCUAUAUUGCUUCAUAUUAUAGCUACAGUAUUUGUUUUAAGGAGUGAGCAAUAAGA